Messenger RNA from Endocarpon pusillum Z07020, 366 nucleotides. RefSeq lists its product as uncharacterized. The coding region runs from base 1 to 366 and encodes 121 amino acids. The record is from RefSeq and is a predicted model, not a curated record. The transcript has a single exon. NCBI's taxonomy places the organism in Eukaryota, Fungi, Ascomycota, Eurotiomycetes, Verrucariales, Verrucariaceae.
AUGGCCAUCCUGAACGAGACAUGUCGCGAUCUGAUGUUUCGGAGCACCACCAAAGACAUCAAACGCAUACCCGAAGAGUCACUGCAGCGAUUCCAUGGUCAAAGGCCUAUCCGGCGCUCAAGCGACACUGUGUUCACCUACGACAGCCUCCAAGUGGCGGACCCAAGGCAUCGCACCGAGUUGAAUAUAUAUGGCGACUUCUUUCGUUGUUUUGGGGCAGGGCGGCGGGCCAGUGUGAACCUACCUGCUUGUCCUCAAUUUGUUGAUGCGGCAACUUACCAGCAGUGGCCGACAGAUUUCACGCAAGAGAUGAGGAGAGAGUACGACUUCUACAAAGACCAUGGGACAGGAACUAAUAAAUUUUGA